CGGCGGGGCGGGGGGAGUUAUAUUGCGGGGUCCUUCCUCGCUCACCCUGGUUCCUCUCGGAGCGGAGACGGCAAAUGGCGGACUUCGAUACCUACGACGAUCGGGCCUACAGCAGCUUCGGCGGCGGCAGAGGGUCCCGCGGCAGUUCUGGUGGCCAUGGUUCCCGUAGCCAGAAGGAGCUGCCCACAGAGCCCCCCUACACAGCCUAUGUAGGAAAUCUACCUUUUAAUACAGUUCAGGGCGACAUAGAUGCUAUCUUCAAGGAUCUCAGCAUAAGGAGUGUACGGCUAGUCAGAGACAAAGACACAGACAAAUUUAAAGGAUUCUGCUAUGUAGAAUUCGAUGAAGUGGACUCUCUGAAGGAAGCCCUCACGUACGACGGCGCACUGUUGGGUGAUCGGUCACUUCGUGUGGACAUUGCAGAAGGCAGAAAACAAGAUAAAGGUGGCUUUGGAUUCAGGAAAGGUGGACCAGAUGACAGAGGAAUGGGUGGCUCUCGAGAAUCUAGAGGUGGCUGGGAUUCCCGGGAUGACUUCAAUUCCGGCUUCAGGGAUGACUUCUUGGGAAGCAGGGGAGGCAGUCGCCCCGGUGACCGGCGAGCUGGUCCUCCGAUGGGAAGCCGCUUCAGAGAUGGCCCUCCCCUCCGCGGAUCCAACAUGGACUUCAGAGAACCAACAGAAGAGGAAAGAGCACAGAGACCGCGACUCCAACUCAAACCUCGGACAGUGGCAACGCCCCUCAAUCAAGUAGCCAAUCCCAACUCCGCCAUCUUCGGGGGAGCCAGGCCCAGAGAGGAAGUCGUUCACAAGGAGCAAGAAUGAGCUCACGGUUGGGAGGGAAUGGGGGUGUGGGGGAGUUAGAGCAAGACCACAGCCUGGUGGCCCUGGACCGGCCGCCCUGCAGUCACCAUUCCUGCGCCUGACAUUGUCCUCCUUUCUUACAACGGAAACACAGAGCUUGUGACUGCAUGUCAGCUGUUAACAAGUGGUUUUUAGUACAUUCUUGGCUUUGCUCUGUCUCUAGUGCCUGUUAGGUGCUUCUUCUCCUCGUCCUUUCCUCCUCGUCCUCCUCUGUCCUCCCCCCUUGCUCCUUGUUCUCCGUACAGCACKCGGGGUCCGAGGGGUGACGCAGCGCCGUGUGGGAGCCUCGGCCAAGGGGCUGCUCCGCUGUCCCCUCACUUCCUCGUUUUACUUUGGCACUGGCCAGACUCCAGGCGUUCCCUUCGUUUUUCUCAGUGCUUCUCCUGCCCUGCAUGCUGAGUUCUGUUGCUAUGGCUUCCAGAAGCAGCUGAGGUGCGGCAGCUCCACCAGCCGCAUCUCAGUUUGUAUCAAUCUGUGAUCAGCAGACAAAAUUGACCCUUGUUUUAAAACAAGGAAAAACACCUGUCUAUCCCUGCAGGUUGCUUCCWGCUGCUGUUUAGAGGGGUCCCUGACAGUGCCCCCCUGGGGGACUGUCCGGGCCAAAUGGGCUCAUCUCUGGAAGCCUUGGAGGGAGGAAUAGCAGGCGGUGGGCAGGCGCACGGUGACCGUGACCGGCAGUGCUGUGCUCCCAGGUUCUGCUGCAGCUCUUCCAGGAGUGUCCAGAGUCCUCCCUCCACCCCACCCCCACCCCCACCCC
This is a messenger RNA of Urocitellus parryii (Arctic ground squirrel), 1617 nucleotides long. It is a transcript of the gene Eif4h, whose product is annotated as eukaryotic translation initiation factor 4H. The record is from RefSeq and is a predicted model, not a curated record. Lineage: Eukaryota; Metazoa; Chordata; Mammalia; Rodentia; Sciuridae. Gene Ontology annotation, molecular function: RNA binding.